Molecule: messenger RNA, 1765 nt
Organism: Oncorhynchus keta (chum salmon)
Lineage: Eukaryota; Metazoa; Chordata; Actinopteri; Salmoniformes; Salmonidae
Product: CMP-N-acetylneuraminate-beta-1,4-galactoside alpha-2,3-sialyltransferase-like
Exons: 11
Coding region: 159-1253 (364 amino acids)
Molecular function (GO): sialyltransferase activity
Source: RefSeq, a predicted model, not a curated record
AUUUACCUUUUGAGGGGGGUUCCACAUACACUCGCUGCUGGAUAUCAAUUUGAAAUUGACGAUGGAGAUGGACAGCUAGCUUGCAUAUAAAGACGAAAUGUUUAUCUUAGCUAUCAGUCACUUCUGGAACACGUAUCAUCAAAGAAACGUAGAAGGGGAUGAGAAUCAUGAAGCCAACCCGUCACCUGCUCCUGGUGCUUUGUCCCAUGGUGAUCCUGGGCUUCCUCUACUACUCCUCUGGGAGACUGCACCCCUGGGGCUGGGGACAUACAUCACUGUAUGACAAACAGGGAUUCUUGCUGAAGUUGGAUGGUAAUCUGCCUUUGGAGCUGAUGUACAAGUAUGGCAAUCUCAGCGAGGGAGUCUGCAAGCCUGGCUAUGCAGCUGCUAAGAUGACUGCCAUUUAUCCAAAGUUCACUAAACCAGCCCCCAUGUUCCUUGAUCCGAAUUUUAGACGAUUCACCAAAAUCAGCAAAUUCUUCCCACCCUUUGGAAUGAAAAUGCAAGAAAAGAUCAUAGAUAAUAUUCUGACAGCCACAAAGAGCUAUGGUCUGGAAGAUGAGCUGGACAGUCUGAGUUGUAAAAAGUGCAUAAUCAUGGGAAAUGGUGCUAUUCUGACCAACAAGUCUAUGGGUGCAAGGAUUGACGAGUACAAUGUGAUUGCAAGGUUAAACGAGGCCCCAGUGAGUGGCUAUGAGAAAGAUGUGGGCUCCCGGACCACUAUGCGUAUCACCUACCCAGAGGGAGCCAUCCAGAAGACUGAACGCUACGAACAGGACUCCCUCUUCGUUCUCUCUGCCUUCAAAGCUCUCGACUUCAAAUGGCUGCGGUCCAUGAUCUUUAAAGAGAGGCUGCAUAGUACAGAUGGGUUCUGGAAGUCUGUGGCCCAUCAUGUCCCCAGGGAGCCCAGUGAGAUGAGGAUCCUCAACCCUUACUUCAUCCAGGAGGCUGCCUUCAGGUUCAUUGGCCUGCCACACAACAAGGGACAGAUGGGGAGAGGGAAUAUUCCGACACUGGGGACUGUUGCCAUAACAAUGGCCCUCCAUAACUGUGAUGAGGUAGCCGUGGCUGGAUUUGGUUAUGACAUGAGUACCCCCCACGCUCCCCUACACUACUAUGAGAAGAUCAGGAUGGUGGCCAUCAAACAGUCCUGGACUCAUAACAUUUCUAAAGAGAAGGAGUUCCUGAUUAAGCUGGUGAAGGCCGGGGUUAUACAGGACUUGACCCAUGGGAUCUGUGGCUCAGGGUGCUGAUGACAACAUCCAGCCAAUCCCAGAUCGCAGAGAGAUAUGGAGGAGAAACACAGGGGCAUCAUUGUGACGUCCUGCUCUGUUCCCCUCAACCUAACCUUCACCGCUGGCUGAGGCAUACUGUUGUCAGGACAGAAGGCUGGUGAAGGGUUCUGAAGCGUUCCUAUCUCUGACAGAAGAUAACUGUGGUAGAUGGCAUCUUCACUGGACUUCAUUGGAGAGAUACACAACACUCUAGAAUACUCUAGAACAAAGGGAACUUGAACUCUGUUGAAUGCGGAGUUAUACUAUUCUAUUUUAUGAUUUGCUGCAGUGUGACAAUAGUUUGAAGUUUUAUUAGUCAUAUGUAUGGGAUAAACAUGGUAUACCGUCCAACUAAAUGCUUACUUGCAAGUUCUUUCUCGACAAUGCAACAACAAUAAUAAAUUAUAAAGAAUAUGAACAUAAAGUAAAUGGCUCAGUUGAAUAGAAUAUUUUUUUUUGUAUAAGUAUAAUACAGGAAGGCACAAUUUAUA